AUGGAUCUUUACUGCUUUUUGAGUGCAAGUGACCCUGCUAAUUGCGGAGUUUCACGGGGAUGUACCGAAACAGUUUGUUUGUAUGACUGCAAGGAUGACAUUCGUUCUCAUCUUCGAAGCUGUCAUUUGUCUAAAGAAAAUGUCGAUGAAUAUAAGCUUAUCCUGGCGAGGGCAGGCCUCUUUGACCUUAGCGACGACCAAAUCUGCAAAAUGGGCAUUUGCCCGAAACAUCGACAUAGAUUAGGAAGGUAUUGGUUGAAGAGCAAAACCACAUGUCAAUAUCCUGGUCAUGUCGGUAAUAGUAAGAAAGUCGUGGGGAGAGAUACAUUCUCCAUCAAGAUGUCUGAGGAAGUGCGUAAUUUACCCUAUAUUUACUUAUAUGACAAACUAAGACUCAUUAACCCGAGUGGAAGAAAGUAUUUGCCUUAG
Messenger RNA from Paramuricea clavata, 429 nucleotides. NCBI's taxonomy places the organism in Eukaryota, Metazoa, Cnidaria, Anthozoa, Malacalcyonacea, Plexauridae. The record is from the annotation of a GenBank genome assembly.